GGAGGAGGAGUCACAUGAUCAGGGGCUGCUGCUCUAGGCUCAUCUGCUCAGUGUUUGCAGGACUCUGCUGUCACAUGACCAUCAUCACAGGUCCUUCAACUACGAUCACUUCUCGACAACACUGCUGAGCUCCGCCCACUGAUGUCACAUGAUCCUCCUCACAGGUCCUUCCGCCGCAGUCACAUCUUUACUGCUAAACUUUACCCCCAAAUGUACUGGUCACAUGAUUGUGACAUCAUCACAGGUCCUACACCUCCAGCAUGUAGCAGAUACAGAGCAGGUCCUGGUGGGGCAGUCACUGCUGUUGUGUUGUGUGUGGAGAUCUCUCAGAGCAGCAGCCCCUGAUCAUGUGACUCCUCCUCCUCAAUGUGACUGAUCACAUGACGGUGACAUCAUCGCAGGUCCUGUAAGCACACGGCUCCUCUACAGAUACAGGUUUCUCCAAUCCAGGAUCCUCUGCUGAUAUCUUCUAUAUAAGAGAAUUCUCCUGGAUGACCCAUCAACCAUGGAGAGAGACAGGAACAAGAUGGCCGACAGGAUCAUAAACCUCACCCUACAGAUACUCUUCCGGCUUACUGGAGAGGAUUACACAGUAGUGAAGAAGUCCUCUAGUGGGCGCUGUCGGGCCCCAGUGUGUGAAAGACGGGGAAGAACCCUGAGCCCAAUCCAGGGGCCCCCACCUCACUCCCUGAUACAUGAGGAAAUGGAUGAACAGAAGAUCCUAGAACUCAUCAACAAGAUGAUGGAGCUGCUGACUGGAGAGGUUCCUAUAAGGUGUCAGGACGUGGCGGUCUAUUUCUCCAUGGAGGAGUGGGAGUAUGUAGAAGGACACAAGGAUCAGUACAAGGAUCAGGUCAUGAUGGAGGAUCAGCAGCCCCUCACAUCACCAGUCAGAUCCAGUAAGAGAACAGCACCAGAGAGGUGUCCCCGUCCUCUUUUUCCACAGGAUGAUCAGGGAGAAGAUCCGAACAAUAUUAAUGCUCCAGAGAUAGAUGUGAGCGGUGAUGAGCAGUAUAAGGAGAACAUUUCUACAGGGAUAGAUCUGAUCUAUAUUAAUGCUACAGACAUAAAGGAAGAAAAAGAGACAGAUGUGAGUGGUGAUGAGCAGUAUAAAGAGAACAUUCCUACAGAGAAAGAUCUUAUCUAUAUUAAUGCUACAGACGUAAAGGAAGAAGAAGAGACAGAUGUGAGCGGUGAUGAGCAGUAUAAGGAGGACAUUCCUACAGGUAACUGCCCAGAUUCUUGUACCAGGAGAUCAGAGGAGAAUCUUAUAUCUUCAGAUUAUAAAGCAGAUGAUGAUAUCACACAAGAUACAUAUGAAGAACAUUCCAUUAUCCCAGAUACACCCUCAGCCCUUCACAGCCAAGAUCUGUCAUCUCCUCCUUAUAUACAGGUCCUGUCUUCUCAGUCAUCACAGGAGGUUCAGCAAAAUAAAGGUCAUAGAAGGGGUGUUGGACAUCAGCAAGCUCAUACAGGAAAGAAACCAUAUUCAUGCUCAGAAUGUGGGAAAUGUUAUACUUCUAAAGUAAGUCUUGUUCAACAUCAAAGAACUCACACAGGGGAGAAGCCGUUUUCAUGCUCAAAAUGUGAGAAAUGUUUUACUUACAAAUCAGGUCUUGUUCGACAUCAAAUAACUCAUACAGGAGAGAAGCCAUUUUCAUGCUCAAAAUGUGGGAAAUGUUUUACUUCUCAAUCAAGUCUUGAUCGACAUCAAAUAACUCACACAGGAGAGAAGCCGUUUUCAUGUUCAGAAUGUGGGAAAUGUUUUACUGACAAAUCAGGUCUUGUUAGACAUCAAAUAACUCACACAGGAGAGAAGCCAUUUUCAUGUUCAGAAUGUGGGAAAUGUUUUACUUACAAAUCAACUCUUUAUAAACAUCAAAUAACUCACACAGGAGAUAAGCCAUUUUCAUGUUCAGAAUGUGGGAAAUGUUAUACUGAAAAAGCAAACCUUGUUUACCAUAAAAGAACUCACACAGGGGAGAAGCCAUUCUCAUGUGCAGUGUGUGGAAAAUGUUUUUCUAAGAAAUCAAUUCUUGGUGAACAUAAACGAACUCACACAGGGGAGAAGCCAUUUCCAUGUGCAGAAUGUGGGAAAUGUUUUACUCAUCAAUCAAGUCUUGUUAAACAUAAAAUAACUCACACAUGGGAGAAGUGAAUUCACAGCUGUAAAUGAUGCAGAUAUCACAUCUAUACAGUGGUCCCUCAACAUACGAUGGUAAUUCGUUCCAAACGACCCAUCCUUUGUCGAAUCCAUCGUAUGUUGAGGGAUCCGUGAAAUGUAAAGUAUAGGAAGCUGUACUCACCUGUCCCCGUCGCUCCGGACCAGGUCCUCACCGCUCCCGAUGCUGUCCCAGGGGCUCCCGAUGCUGUCCCGCUGCUCCGGUGUCUUCUUCGCGAUCCUCCGGCUUCUUCCGCAUCUUCUGCAGGGUCCGGGCCUCG
Hyla sarda is the source of this 2442-nucleotide messenger RNA. RefSeq names its product oocyte zinc finger protein XlCOF7.1-like. Gene Ontology annotation, molecular function: DNA-binding transcription factor activity, RNA polymerase II-specific; RNA polymerase II cis-regulatory region sequence-specific DNA binding. The transcript is spliced from 7 exons. Gene Ontology annotation, biological process: regulation of transcription by RNA polymerase II. NCBI's taxonomy places the organism in Eukaryota, Metazoa, Chordata, Amphibia, Anura, Hylidae. The coding region runs from base 506 to 2158 and encodes 550 amino acids. The record is from RefSeq and is a predicted model, not a curated record.